This is a messenger RNA of Maniola jurtina (meadow brown), 1601 nucleotides long. It is a transcript of the gene Wwox, whose product is annotated as WW domain-containing oxidoreductase. NCBI's taxonomy places the organism in Eukaryota, Metazoa, Arthropoda, Insecta, Lepidoptera, Nymphalidae. The record is from RefSeq and is a predicted model, not a curated record. Gene Ontology annotation, molecular function: protein binding. Bases 85 to 1353 code for a protein of 422 amino acids. The transcript is spliced from 7 exons.
CUAUUAGUCCUCGAUUCACGAUUUUUAAAUAUUAAUUAGCAUUAAAAUAAUUAAAAACUUCUCGGUAACGAUAAUUUGUUAAAAAUGCACAAUUCACUAGACUCUGAUAGCGAAGAUGAGCUCCCUCCAGGUUGGGAAGAGAAGUCUACAGAAGAUGGAAACGUUUAUUUCGUAAACACUUCUAAUAAUAAAACACAAUGGACCCAUCCACGGACAGGGCAUAAAAAAGUAAUUCCCAAAGAUUUGCCCUUUGGUUGGACAAAAACCAUGGAUGAAAAUGGGAAACCACUGUAUAUUCAACAAGAAACUGGGAAUAAAACUUAUGUAGACCCAAGAUUAGCUUUUGCAACCGAGGAAAAGAAGCAUGUACAUGAUUUUCGCCAAAGAUUUGAUGGAUCAACCACAGCUUUUCAAGUUUUACAUGGUGUAGAUUUAUCUGGCAAAUAUGCACUUAUAACAGGCUGCAAUGCUGGCAUUGGUUAUGAAACAGCCAAGUCCAUGGCGAGGCAUGGCUGCAACAUAUUAUUGGCCAAUCGCAACAUGGAAGCUACACAGGCAGCUAUUGAACAAAUUGUCAAAGAAACUAAUGCAUCUGAAGAGAAUUUGAAAGCAAUACAUUUAGACUUGAGCUCAUUGAAAAGUGUGAAACAAUGUGCUAUGGCUGUGAAGACUGUUUUUUCAGACCAUCUUGACAUAUUGAUACUGAAUGCUGGUGUAUUUGGUCUUCCCCAUGAGGAGACAGAGGACAAGCUAGAUCGGACCUUCCAAGUGAAUCAUCUCUCUCACAUGUAUCUUGCGUUACUGUUGGAACCCCUGCUGAAGAAGGGCUCUAGGGUUGUGUUUGUGUCAUCUGAGUCACACAGAACAGCAAGUCUAAAAAAUGUGUUUGUGAAGCAGAACCUGGCACAUCCAAGGGAUAACUACAGUGCCAUGAUAGCCUAUGGCAAUUCCAAGCUUUACAAUGUUAUUACAGCUAUGAUUUUAAGUGAAGAAUGGAAACAUAAGGGCAUCUGUGUUAACUCUCUACACCCUGGUAACAUGGUGUCCACAAAUCUACCUAAUAGUUGGUGGCUGUACAAAGUACUGUUCUUUAUGGUGCGCCCUUUUACGAAAUCGCUACAACAAGCAGCCGCAACUACAGUUUACGUGGCAACCGCAUCCGAAUUAGAAGGAGUAACAGGUCUAUACUUCAACAACUGUUUCUACUGCGAGCCAGCCAGCUUAGCCCGAGACAAGGAAAUAGCUCACGAGGUCUUCUCCAUAUCUCUCCGUAUGAUACAAGAGAGAAUGGGCGCAGAGUUGAUUCAACCUUACAUUGACAAAUACUGUGUUGUGAAAGGAACGAGUAAAUAACAUACAAUGUACACGCACGACGAUGACCUCUUGCGACAAAUCCUUAUUGAAGAAAAUAUUAUAUCAAAGAGUUAUGGAGCGUUAGAGAAUGUGUAUGUGCAUAAGAUUUAAAUAUGCCAUUAGAAUAUUGGCACAUUUGUUUUAGUAUAAGAGUGGUUACGCUCUCAUCCGAUCCGAACCCGUAAAAAUACGGAUAUAAAAAACUUGUACCGAAUUCGGAUAUUGCUUACGCACUAAUCCGAUCUCUA